This is a messenger RNA of Klebsormidium nitens, 1444 nucleotides long. The record is from the annotation of a GenBank genome assembly. NCBI's taxonomy places the organism in Eukaryota, Viridiplantae, Streptophyta, Klebsormidiophyceae, Klebsormidiales, Klebsormidiaceae.
UACCGGUCUUCGUGCAAUGGAGAAAUGAGGGCGCCUUCACUGCUUCAGGCUUCACUCAACUUCAAGCCUCAAGGUUGACAGGCUUCAGAAAAUAUAGAAGGAUUACAAUUCCAAGAAUUUUCUUUGGGGCCGCAUUUGGGGAGACGAGCUACGGGGCAUUCUUACAUCGGGGGGAACAAGCAUGAAUGUGGGUCAGGGUAAACGAGCACAGCCUUCGGCAAGGACGGAAGCCGCCGGCUCAUUCAGCAUCUCCUGUCUAGGUUCUGACCUGCUCAGCAAGGUUUUCAUCAAGCUAGGCUCCAGCCCCAAAGAUCUGGCAGCCGUGUCUGUCAUCUGCAAAGAUUGGAGGACCAUUACAGAGACAAUCACCUGGAGGGACCUGUGCUUCCGGUCCGCUGGCGGCCUGUGUGAAGAGCUUGGGUAUGGAGACCAUGGACUUCCUCCAGGGGGCUGGCGGGGGCUGUUCAAAUUGAUAACUUAUUGCCCAGGGCUGCACCCCAGCCUGACAGAGGAACUCAAGCAGACUCUGAUUCAGUUCCGCAUCUCAAAUCUGGGACAUGUAGAAUGGAGUCCAAAAGGAUUUUGGACAGGUCCAAGUGUGAUGAAGGUUUUGCAAUUCAAGGAGCACUUUCAAAGUGACCAGGUCUUUGUUUCGGUGCGGUGUGCGCAUGACGCUGCUGGCAUUUUCAACGCCGAGGUUGAGUUCCGGGAGUAUGGGUGCAGGGGGAUCAUCAAAGACUUUGCAUCUUCCAGAAUCCGCGCUGCACUUAGCGAGGUGAAUGCUUUUGGGGGAGAUGCUGUAGGUGCAGGCUUGCCCAGCCGCUGUCCGUAUUGCCAGGGUGCGACGGCUGUGCUUGAUGCGGCCAAGUUCUUCAAAGUCCCCACCUCGUACAAGUCCGUUCUCAAAUACAUUGAUCGCCAGUACAAUGACUUCGACGAACUGCUGGGGACCUGGCCAUGUCAAGUGUCCAGCACGGACUCGUCGGACGACGAAGAGGUGGACGAUUGGGGGGAUCCAAUCGACUACCACAGCGUCAAGAUAGUGAGGGAGGAGGUAGAGGAGCUAGAAGACGCCUACACAUUUGGGCGUGUCUGUGAAGGGGGACACCUUCUCCUUGCUUUUGUAUCAAUUGAGGGGGUUGAGGAGGAGUGGGACGGCGCUUGUGCCCAUGGCACUGGGGAGAACUUGGCCAUUGAAGCGUUUCCACUCAUCCGUAUGUUGUACGGCCACCUUGUCGUCAAGGAACGGAGCAUCAAACGGGGGUUCAAGGCUGUUGCUGGCUUGGUAGAGACGGAUGUGUUUGCUGCCGCUUCGAGGGCUGCUGCACUUGCUCAAUCCUGGAGUCGAACCACUGAAGCUCAAGCUGUGCCUAUGCAGCGCUCGGUCCUUCAAGAGCUUGAUGAGAUGACAAAGUUCGCUUCAGACGGCACACGAAAGGUGUAA